This is a messenger RNA of Vigna radiata var. radiata (mung bean), 1286 nucleotides long. Its product is annotated as 60S acidic ribosomal protein P0. NCBI's taxonomy places the organism in Eukaryota, Viridiplantae, Streptophyta, Magnoliopsida, Fabales, Fabaceae. Gene Ontology annotation, cellular component: cytosolic large ribosomal subunit. Gene Ontology annotation, molecular function: large ribosomal subunit rRNA binding; structural constituent of ribosome. Gene Ontology annotation, biological process: ribosomal large subunit assembly; ribosome biogenesis; cytoplasmic translation. The transcript is spliced from 5 exons. The record is from RefSeq and is a predicted model, not a curated record. The coding region runs from base 199 to 1161 and encodes 320 amino acids.
CCUCUGUUGUCGUUAUUUCGCUUCCGUUCCUUUCUCUCCCACUCUUCUGCACCUCACCUCAACGAAGCAGAGGUUAAAGCGACGGCACCGUUUUGCUGUCCGCCUUGACUGAGCCAGAGCCCCGUCUUGGCCCUCGUUUUUGCCGCGCCGAACUUCCGGUCACAGACAUCUUCGUCGUCAUCACAAUCAUCAUCAUCAAUGGCACCGAAACAAACCAAGGCAGAGAAGAAGAUCGCUUACGAUGGUAAGCUGUGCCAGCUUCUGGAAGAGUACGGCCAGAUCCUCGUGGUGAACGCCGACAACGUGGGAUCCAAUCAGCUCCAGAACAUUCGCAAGGGUCUCCGCGGUGACUCUGUCGUACUCAUGGGGAAGAACACCAUGAUGAAGCGCUCCGUCAGGAUGCACGCUGAGAAGACCGGCAACAAUGUCUAUCUCAGCCUCAUUCCUCUCCUUGUCGGCAAUGUUGGAUUGAUUUUCACCAAGGGUGACCUGAAGGAGGUCAGUGAGGAGGUUGCGAAAUACAAGGUCGGAGCUCCUGCUCGUGUUGGUUUGGUUGCCCCAAUUGAUGUCGUUGUUCCUCCUGGCAACACCGGUCUCGAUCCAUCUCAGACCUCUUUCUUCCAGGUGCUUAACAUUCCGACCAAGAUUAACAAAGGUACUGUGGAAAUCAUUACCCCCGUUGAACUCAUUAGGAAGGGAGAAAAGGUUGGAUCUUCUGAAGCUGCUUUGCUUGCCAAGCUUGGCAUUAGGCCUUUCUCUUAUGGUCUUGUGGUCCUAUCUGUUUAUGAUAAUGGCUCUGUGUUUAGUCCUGAGGUCCUUGAUCUCACUGAGGAUGACCUCCUUGAGAAAUUUGCUGCCGGUGUCUCCAUGGUUACUUCUCUUUCGUUGGCUAUCUCAUACCCAACACUUGCAGCUGCACCACAUAUGUUUGUGAAUGCCUACAAGAAUGUUCUUGCAGUUGCGGUUGAGACAGAUUAUUCUUUCCCCGAGGCAGACAAGGUUAAGGAGUAUCUGAAGGACCCAAGUAAAUUUGCUGUAGCUGCUGUUGCUGCACCUGCUGCUGCUUCUGGGGCUCCAGCUGCUGCAGCUCAGGAAGAGGAAAAGAAGGAAGAGCCCGCAGAAGAAUCUGAUGAUGACAUGGGUUUUAGUCUGUUUGACUAAUUAUGUAAUGGUCGUUGAGGUUUCUUUUCAGGUUUUUCCCAUUUUGUUAGAAUUGAGGAGUUGGUCUUUCAAUUUUCAGGUUACUUCGUCUUUUAACUAUAAAAUUUCAGUUUUAAUGCUUAGCA